CCCCAACCCCCUCCCGAUAUUUUCAGAAUCUGAUAGCUUCAGACCCCUGCCCAAACUGCCCGCAAGAUCACGGGCAGCACUCUCAGUAACACUGACAUCCAAACACUCCCUUACCACUAUGGCUCCUUCAUCAUCAUCUCAUUCCUUCUCACAGCUGCUGCUUCUCAAUCAUCUCUUUUUUACCCUUUGAUUUUUUAUAUCUAUAGCUUCACCUAUACAUACGUCCAUCUCUCGCCCUCUGAUUUCUCUCUCUGCUUCAUCCGACGGUCCACAAUGAACGCCGCCUCUCUUCUCUGUUUCCCCUGGCUUUAGCUCUCCAAUCUCUCAGAUCUGCUGCAUCCAACCUCAGAUCUACUCUUCUGGAAAAUCGGACGGUUGAGGGUGAAGGAAGUGUAGAUCUAACGGUUACCGUGAUUCGCGUGCAGGUUUAAUUUUUCGCACUGUAGCGUACUGAAGAAAUGGAAAUAUUAGCUAGUAGUUUUGACGAAACGAUGACGUUUAACGUCGUUAAUCCGGGUGUGCUAACGUGCGCCGGGGAAGCAGUGGUUUUAUUAGCUGCAGCUGUUGUCUCGGCUUUGGUCAAAACUUCCCUCGUUGUUCUCACGCAGUUUAGCAGCUGUAUCUCUGCAGCAAGUAUUUUGCUCCAAAAAAGAAAAGAAAAGAAAAGGAAAAAGAUCUGCUGCACGUGGAAAUUUUUUUUAGAGUACCUCAAUCUGCUAAGAAACAAGCCCAAAAUGAGAGGAGACACUGAAACCUACUGCCCAUGCAAGCAACUUGAUGCAGAGGGGGGCGAUGGUGAGGAUGACGACGAUGAUGAUGAGGAUGACGGUGAAGGUGAGGAGGACUUGUCGUCUGAAGAUGGGGAUGAUUUUGGCAGCAACCCCAACAAUAACAAGAGCAAUCCUAAGAAGGGUCCAGGUGCAGGAGGAGGAUCAGGUGGGGCGGAAGAGAAUGGUGAGGAUGAUGAUGAUGAUGACGACGAUGAUGGCGAAGAUGACCAAGAUGAAGACGACGACGACGACGAUGAUGACGACGGUGGUGAUGAAGAAGAAGAUGGUGGUGAAGAAGGUGAAGAGGAAGUUGUCGAGGAAGAGGACGAGGAAGAGGAAGACGAUGAAGAGGAAGAAGCUCUGCAGCCCCCAAAGAAGAGAAAGAAGUGAAUCUGAAGAAAGAAUAAUCCAUUCUCCUUGUAUCCAUAUGUGACUUAUUUGCCAACUCCUCGGCUCAUACUGGGAGGACCAGGUCUAUCUAGGAUAAAUGUUAUCUUGCAAUUAAAUUUCCAUAGAACGGUUAGAGUACUUUGUAUGACUGCAACUGUGGCAAAUUUGAAGAGUGCAUAAAUUUGGCAGUUUAACAGUUGACCGAUUUAAAAAAAACAAUAAACGUCCAAGGUCAAUUGCUAAUGUUUCAA
Molecule: messenger RNA, 1411 nt
Organism: Coffea arabica (coffee)
Lineage: Eukaryota; Viridiplantae; Streptophyta; Magnoliopsida; Gentianales; Rubiaceae
Source: RefSeq, a predicted model, not a curated record